AUGAGAUUUUUAUAAGUGCUUCGAUGCAUUUUAAUUUUGUUCUGUUGCAAUUCGUGUAAAUUAACGCGAAAAUAGUGACACGCAAAUAAAAAAAAGUGAGAGAAAUUGUGGUAAUGUGAAUCAUACUUUAGAAUAUAACGAAGAAUACAUGGAACUGUUAUCACCAGAUUUUUUUGAUACGUGUAAAUAACAAUCAUUUGCUACACUGGGAAAUACCAAAAAAGUCGAUCUCUAAUUAUAGAAAUGACUCUGAUCGAGGGUGUUGGAAAUGAAGUUACAAAUUUCUUUAUUGUUGUGGUUGUCCUCUUGGUAGGCUGGCUUGCAUGGUGUUCUACCAGCAUCAUAGAUCAACCAUUAAUACGCACAGUACUUAUAUUACAACAUCGAACACGCACACAUAACGCCGAACUUAGAUCUAAUCAUCAAAAUACAAACAUCAGUCAGGCUUCAAAUAUGGAGAUAUCGCAGGAUGAAUCUGUAGAGCCAAUUACUGAGAAUAAUAGCAAUAAUUCGCAAAGUUGUCCACAACCAUCUGUUGCAGACACAAAUGGAGAAAUUUCCUUAGAAUCGCAUGGAAUAUUCGAAGCAACUGCUACGGAAGAAGUACUUAUUGAAGCUAUGGACUCGUUCAAUAAUGAUAAUACACCUUUGUUGCAAAAGCAAACUAAAAUAGAUACUACGGAGGAAACAAGUAUACCGACAUCAGCAUGCAUUGAUAAUGUAGAAUGCAGACCUGAAAAUCUUUCAACGAACGAUGCUAAUGAAAUUAGCAUAAAACUUAAGUUUAUAAAUGAUGAUGAAAAAGUAGUUAUCGGAAGUCUUAAUGAACUACUUGGGGACUUUAAAAGGAGACACUUCCAAACGGAACUUGAUGAACAGAAAUUGGUUCGUUUAAUUUUUAAAGGUCAUAUAUUACAAACUGAUAAUCAAACAUUAGAGCAAUGUGGUUUGUAUAACAACUGUGUAGUCCACUGUUUGAUACACCAGCCUAGACCAAGCCCUAUACCACCUCAGACGUCAACAUUAGACAAUUCGUCAACAAUGUAUAUCAUUCCUGUGGCAAUUUCAGAUAUACCUGCAGCACUAGAAGAUGUACUUGAUGCCAGAGAAAUUAGUUCAGUACAUAACGAAUGGGAUUUAAGUAGACUCUUAGUCUGUAUUUUGACUCUUAUUAUAGGUGUUGCUUGGUAUACUCUGUACCAUCGAGCUCAACUUUUUACUGCAACUACUACACUUGCAUUAUACACGUUCACUACAAUUUUUACCGUUUCAUUAUUCUGUCACUUCUUUUCUGAUCAAGAUAACAUUAGAAAUACUGAAUAAAUUUAAAUUGGAUUCGUCGAUAAACACUUUAAGAUAUUAUUUUGAAAUAUGAUUUUGUAAAAUCCAUAUUGUUUAAACACACUUGUUCUUGACAUUAAAUAGAAUAUAAUGAGUAAUAUUGCGAUUUUUAUAAGUGGUUUAAACUAAAUCAUUUAAAUAAAAAAUGAAAUCUGCCUGAUUAUGUAUAAUCGCGUUUCAGUAGAGGUGACUUUCUAUGCAUUAAAUUCAAAACUGAUUUAUGUAUUUGAAAGGAUUUAUUUUUGGGUUAACGUGACACCGAUUAAAAAAGAAAGCAUGUAUAUUAUGACGUUAUAUUUAUAACAAAGAAUCAAUUCUUUAGUACCUAGUCAACAUUUGUUUAUUUAGAUAUGUUUAUAAAAUUAAUCUUUGAUAAAUAUUAUUAAAGUGUUGAAUUAGUUAUAAUAAAUACUAUAAACUAUGGUAACAAUGGUGCUGUAUUAUAUUACUUUCAAGAGUGUUUAUUAUAUAUGUUCAUGUUUGUAAUUUUUUUUAUUGUAUUUGAAAAUAUCAUCAUGCACAUCUACAAGUGCGAUUUUAAUCCGAUUAACGUAAUCAUUAUUAGUAAUUUAUAAGUUGUGGUUUACAUUAGGGUAACGUGUGUUUAAUUUUUCUGUAAAAAAAAUACUCUUGCAACCUGUAAAAUUUACAAUUCUCAAAUGAAAAUUGCAUACGAAGGCAUAUAAUUUUCUUUGCACCAUUUAUUCAUUGUUACAGAAGAAUGACUAAAAUCGUCGAGGGUGUAUAAAUAUAUAUAAUUAGUAAUGUGUUAAAACUAUUACAAUUGUAAUUUGCUACGAGAUACACUUCAUUAUACUUCCAAAAAAAAGGAACUUCAUUGUUAUCUAUGGCUAAGGGCGUCAUCAAGGGCAAUGAUUAAUAAUUACCUCUAUAAUUCAUUGUACCAUAGUAGUUUGUAGAUAACUGUAAUUACAAAAUAUCGUUACAGUUUUACUAAAUGUGAAUAAAUGUCUAUUUAUUCGAUGUUUUCUUGCAUUUGUAUAUUUUUUAAUUUGUGGAUUAAGUAAAUGUAAAUAAACAUUUUAUUUUUCA
Colletes gigas is the source of this 2394-nucleotide messenger RNA. RefSeq names its product transmembrane and ubiquitin-like domain-containing protein 1. The record is from RefSeq and is a predicted model, not a curated record. NCBI's taxonomy places the organism in Eukaryota, Metazoa, Arthropoda, Insecta, Hymenoptera, Colletidae. The transcript has 4 exons. The coding region runs from base 244 to 1323 and encodes 359 amino acids. Gene Ontology annotation, molecular function: protein binding.